Messenger RNA from Amaranthus tricolor (Joseph's coat), 2854 nucleotides. RefSeq names its product trihelix transcription factor GT-4-like. The transcript has 5 exons. Lineage: Eukaryota; Viridiplantae; Streptophyta; Magnoliopsida; Caryophyllales; Amaranthaceae. Bases 176 to 1387 code for a protein of 403 amino acids. The record is from RefSeq and is a predicted model, not a curated record.
GUCAUCAGUUCAUCACCCCAAAAAUACCCAAAAAGAUGCUGAAAUUCCUAAAAUCCUUAAUUCGCCCGAAUUUCAUCGCAAAAUUCACAAAUCCCCUCAAACCCUAAUUCCCAAAUUUCCCUCUUUAUAAAACACUGCUUACACUGUCACUCAAACUAAAAACCCAUCAAAAGCCAUGUACAUUUCAGACACAAAUCACAAUCCCACCACAACAACAACACCAACAAAACCCCAAUCAUCAUCCAUUGAAUUCUCAGAUGGUGAUCACCAUAACCCACAUGACAUGAUGAUUGAAGUGGUCACCACCCACCACCAUCAUGACCACCAUAGAUUACCCACCACAGGAACAACGUCAUCUGGCCCGAAGAAGCGGGCUGAGACAUGGGUUCAAGACGAAACCCAAAAUUUGAUCACAUUAAGGAGAGAAAUGGACUCACUAUUCAACACUUCUAAAUCUAAUAAGCAUUUAUGGGAACAAAUUUCGGCAAAAAUGAGGGAAAGAGGGUUUGAUAGAAGCCCAACUAUGUGUACUGAUAAGUGGAGGAAUUUGCUUAAGGAAUUCAAGAAAGCAAAACAACAAUUGGGUAAUGGUUGUAACGGAAAUGGGUCUGCUAAAAUGUCUUAUUAUAAAGAAAUUGAAGAAAUUAUAAGGGAAAGGAAUCGGUGUUCUUCUUCUUCUAAUGUGGCUGGAUAUAGAAGUCCUAGUCAUAAUAAUGGUGGUGUUAAUCAUUCUUCUAAAGAUGAUCCUUUCUUGCAGUUUUCUGAUAAAGGUAUUGAUGAUGCGACUAUUUCUUUUGGACCCAUUGAAGAUAAUGGAAGGACAGCAUUGAACUUGGAAAGGAGUUUGGAUCACGAGGAGCAUUCUCUUGCCAUCACCGCUGCUGAUGCUGUAGCUGGUGGAGGUGUUCCCCCAUCAUUUUGGCGUGAGACUCCUGGGAAUGGUGACGGCACCAACUCUUAUGGCGGGAGAGUUAUAACUGUUAAAUGGGGAAAUUAUACCAGAAGGAUUGGUGUAGAUGGCACGGCCGAGGCUAUCAAGGAUGUGAUCAGAUCUGCAUUUGGGUUAAGGACAAAGCGUGCAUUUUGGUUGGAGGAUGAGUAUCAGGUUGUUCGUCCUCUGGACAGAGACAUGCCUCUAGGCACUUAUGCUCUCCACCUUGAUGAAGGUGUGACUAUAAAAUUGUGCCAUUACGAGGAGUCGAAACACAUUUCAUAUCCCAGUCCGACAAUAUCCCACACUGAAGAGAAAACAUUUUACACGAAGGAUGAUUUCCGCGAGUUUAUGCAUCGUUGUGGUUGGUCAUGUCUCCGUGAGUUGAAUGGGUACAGGAAUAUUGAUAAUUUGGAUGAUCUUCGGCCAGAUGCUUUGUAUCGAGGUAUCGUUUGAGAAAUCUUGAGCUGGUAAAUCUCUCAUUUUUCUCCGUUCUAUAACUUAUGUACAGAACUAUAGACAGGUUGCCUAAAUUGGCAAAUGUAUAUAUACAUUUCCAAUUCCUUUUGCAAUGGAAUAAUCAGCCUUUUUACAGUUUCGCAAAUGUAUAUAGGUUCAAGCCUCGAAUUCUAUCCAUACUAAAGGUUUGAUCUAGAAUUUUUUCAAUCCUGUGGAUCCGAGUUGAAUUCAUCUAUAUAAAAUAUAACCCUUACCUUGAGUUCUCAAAACUUAACACUCAGAAGACUGUCUCUAUUCUCGCCCUUUCUUGUCUUGUAAAAUCCCAUUGCCGAAUAGCAAAAGCCCGAAAGCAUAAUAUGCACUCCGGACACACCUUCAUAACUACAAAUGAGGAGAUCGGUUAUAGUCCCCCAUGUAAUACUCUGACUGCCCUAUGAGGUGGUUAUUCCUACAUGGGUCAUAGAAGGUAUAGCGAACAUAUCCAUUCCUUAUUGAACUUACUUUUCAUUGAUGUAUCAUAUCAUCGAGAUUCAACUCAAAUCACGAUGUCUUUUUCUUGUUCUUGAAUGGGUCUCUUGAAAUUUCUAGGUUUAUGCUCUACUCCGAUUAACGAUCUGCCUGAUUUUGAUUUGCCCAUAUAGAACAAAUGUUUCAAAUUCCAAUACUUUUUUUUGUACCACAAUGGAUCAAAAACAGGGUCGUUUUGUUUUAUUGAUAUAUGAUCUUGUGAGUUGUAUUGCUGAGUUUCAAACUUUUAUCCUUCAUUAUGGUUAAUUUAUCCAAGUACAUGUUAUAUUUACCAUGCAAUGUUAUUGAGUGUUCUUUUGGUCAGGGCCGGCCUAGAGGGGUGGGGAGACGGGUAGUUGCGCUGGGCCUAUUAUUUAUACAUUAAAAACAGUAUUAGUGAGCCAUGCUAGUUUUCUCAUGAAUCUCAUUGUACAAUUACUUUUAUGCUUUAUGCUGUUUAACGUUUUUUAUUGUACAUCGCAUACCUUUUUUUUUUUCCAAGUCUAGCAUUUGCUUUUUUACACUAUUUAUCUCUUACUCUUAAUUUGUAUUUUAUUAUUAAUCUACAAGUUAAAACAUAGUCAGGUGGGAUCUUGUUUGAUUCGUCUCAAAGCAAAGAUUAUCAAUAUUAACUUUUCAUAAUUUUUAAUUAUGCAUAAUUAGAGAUAUUAAUGAUUGAAUAAAUGUAUUGGAUAGAGGGUGUAAAACAAAUGGGAUAAUGAAUUGGAGGGAAUAUAUUUGAUAUUUCAUUUAGAUCCACACAUAAUUGUGAUAAGGUGAACCAAAUGGAAUAUUUGUGAACACUAUUGGUAUUUGGUAUUAUACAUUAAAUAUGGGUAGAAAAAAGACCUUUUCCACUAGAAAUUAAAGUUAGUGGAAGAAGCAAAGCAAAGAAAAAGUUUUUGUAUCUCUUAUGAACGUGAUGCCAAACAAGUCCAAUGACAAAAAAAAAAUAAA